Saccostrea cuccullata (small rock oyster) is the source of this 5857-nucleotide messenger RNA. RefSeq lists its product as uncharacterized. Lineage: Eukaryota; Metazoa; Mollusca; Bivalvia; Ostreida; Ostreidae. Gene Ontology annotation, biological process: G protein-coupled glutamate receptor signaling pathway; regulation of synaptic transmission, glutamatergic. The record is from RefSeq and is a predicted model, not a curated record. Gene Ontology annotation, molecular function: group II metabotropic glutamate receptor activity. Gene Ontology annotation, cellular component: plasma membrane. The transcript is spliced from 8 exons. Bases 579 to 5603 code for a protein of 1674 amino acids.
GUUGGCUGCGAAUUAUCUGUAUUAUCUGUAUUACCAUUAACCAGAAGGAAAAUGUUUUUCACAGUAGCUUUCUAGUGUUGACGUAUUACACAAUGGGGAUAAAUUGAGUCUGCAGACGAAAUCUAAUAUGGUUUUGGUGUUGUGAAUAAUAGAUUCCGUUCGAAGUAAUCGAAUUUUUGUAUGCUUUAUGAUUGAUCCAAUAUACGGAGGUAUCAAUUUAUGACCGAUAAACCCACCAGUGACUUCCAAUGAGUUUUAAAUUGUCAAGCAGACUGUUUACUGUACUGAAAAAAAAAUCCGGAUUAGGAGAGACUUUUAAUGCGAAACGAAAAUAUUGGCGAAAACCUGUCCUACGAGUGACCGCUGAGUUUAAACCAUCUCGCUCACACCCGAGUUCACCCACCCAUGAACUUAUUCUGUGAAGGUGGAAUACGAAGAAAAAGUGUGCAGCGAAUAACGGGAAUCGGAUAUUAUUAUAUCGAUGAAAUGGAAUACCAUUUCAAGGACUUGAAAGAUAUGAUAUAGCAGAUAUAGAAGAAAUUCAAAAAUGACGUGAGGACACCUGUACUAAGGUCAGCAUGCUGAGUUACGGUUGGUUGGCGAAGCUGACCCUGGUUUGGGGUGUGGCAUUUUUUACUUGCGAAUGUAGUGAACCGUAUCCACCCGUAUUUGCCUCGCAUGGCGACCCAGCCGUAUUGGUACUGAUGGAUAUCCACAGAUCUAUUGAUGAUAACGGGGUGUGUACAGAAUUCUCACCCAGGACGGCUGAGCUGACUUUUACUCUGGAAUGGUUAAACCAGGAAAUGGUCAAUAAUGAAAAAAGUAUCAAACCAGGUUUAUUGGUUUAUGACACCUGUGGUGACGUCAAACGGACAUUGCUCAUCCUUGGAUUUGUCUUUGUCUCGGAAAACACCAGCAUAUCAAGUGUCAUAUCAUAUGGGAACCCGUCUGUUCGAUCUAAUAUUUCUCACUUCCUGCGACCCUUUGGGAUUCCUCAUGUUCAUAUUAAUCAGACAGCUCAUGUGUCAAGUCAGGAUAUCUUAGAGAUAGACAUUGGCACGGUCUCUCCUUGGAAAAUAAGGGACAUUAUCAACAUAGUUAUAAACUUUGGCUGGAACAACUUUGCUGUGAUAUCGUCCAAUCAUCCAUCAGCUAUUGCAUCACGUGAUCUAUUUCUGAAGAUGGCUUCUCCAUACUCUCUUUGCAUUACAUCUUCCUUUACGUAUGAAAACACUAAAUCCUAUGAUCCUUUACCACCUCACGUGAUUUUAUUUGUGUCGGCAGAUGACAGCUAUGAUGCAAUUACAUCUAAUAUGGCCUUUUCUAAAAGUGUUGUCAUGGUGACGUCAGAUCAUUGGGAAGAACUGACUUCAAAUUUUACGGACACAUUUCUAUACCUCGAACACCUUAAUACGUCAUCGAAUCUUGUGCAGUUUGUGAAAAAUAAGAUUGAAGACAUGUCAAAAAAUUCCACGAUGCUAAAUCUAUACCGAGAACAAAACAACUGUAAUAUAAAUGGAAGUGAGGGAAUUUGCAAUGGACAAAGUACUGUAACAUAUUUACCCUCCCGAUUUGUUGGAAGGGAUGUUGAGGCCACAAUAUCAGCAUUUACAAAUUCCCAGGACAUUCUGAAGCACUUUUAUUCAAACAACUGCACAAAGUCUGAUUUCUCUAAAUGUGAUGCGAUUAUAGAAUUUAAGGCAGUUCAUGCGGAUUUUUCUGACGAUAGCAAGAGGUUUACAGGGAAGUACCAGAUGGUGAAUGAAUAUGGAGGAGAAGUGACAUCAUUUAUCAAUCGUGGAUACAUCACUGUAGCAGAGAUACAAGGCAGACAAAUAGAGAUAAAGAAUACUGAAAUAUGGAAUCAACUUAAAGUCCCGUCAGAGGGCGCCUGUUCUGGUUACUCAUGCGUGAACUGUACACGACUCACUGCGCCACCUACUGACGGUGACAUCGCUGUGCUAGAGGGAGAUGUGAACAUAAGAUUAGAGUAUCCACUCACAGAAAUUUCCCAGUUUGGAAAAGCUUGCGGAGAAUGGAGAUCAGAGGGAGUUAUUAUGAAAGAAGCUUUCAAGUACGAGUUAUCUGACGUGAAAAGGCGGUAUCCAAAGGUUUUACAAAAUGUUCGAUUAGGAGGCGUAAUUUCUGACACUUGUCGAGGAAAAUCUAUGGGGAAUGAACAAGAUGUAUAUGCAGAUAUUAACUAUGUAGGUGAUGAUGAAUUGCUCUCGCAUAUUUCUCUUCCUUCCGGAAAUCUUUUCUCUAUGUCAUCCUUAGGGGUGUCGUUAGGGAGCCCUGACAGUUUGCAGUUCGUACGUGCAUCAGUGGACGUACUUCGAUCACUAAAAUGGACGUACAUAAACGUUGUGUAUUCACAUUCAGAGCCAAAUCUACUGACAGCAUUUGAAAACUACGUCAACCUAAAAGGAAACGAUAUUUGUCUGUCAAAUAAAAUAUCAUUACCAGGAAACGGAAAUUUGACAGAUCUGGCAGUAAAACUGCAAGGGAUUUUGACAAAAUCAAACGGAGGGGCUUUCAUUCUGUUGACGAACGCCAAAGACACAUCCCAUCUUCAUAAUGCCCUAUUAAACAUUAAAAAUGCUUUCAGUGGGGCUAAUUUUGUCAUAUUUCCUUGGAAUCAGAAUAUAAUCAAAUACCCAGGCACAAUUGCCAUUUUGCAAUCAGAAAAUGUAGUGAACGAUAUUGUUUCAGCAGUACAAUAUUUAAGCCCUGAUGUAAAUAGUACACAUUCGAUUCUCAGAAGCUUCCACGAAAACAGAUACAAAUGCAGCCUGACGGUACACCCAGAAAUGAUUUAUCCGGAUAUUUGUCCGUCUGUUUCAACUUUUACAAACGAUACAAUACUCACCUCCAAGAUGUCUGUCAUACGACAAGCGGUGGAGGCGGUGGUUUUGACAUUAGAUAGGUACUACCAAGACGUCUGUCCAUUACAAAAAGGGAAAUGUAACAGUCUGACUAACCAAGUCGAUUUGUCAAAAUAUCUGUCUGUGAUGAAGAGUGAAGAAAAUGGCAAAUCGUACAGUGAACUUGUAACAAAUAAAGAUGUUUUUAUUUUCCACGGAAAUUCCUCGUACAGGUCAACAUCCAAGAUUGGGCAUAUCGAGAAGGAUGGUAAUCUUUCAAUCAGUGGAAAUGAAUUCAAAGCCUACAAUUCAGAUUUCGUUCCUUACACUGCCGUUCAUCAUUGUCCAGACUGGUGUCCAGAGUGUCUAGGGUGUCAGUCAGCAUCAAUCCAAAGUUCAAACAACGUGUUUAAUGCGGGAGAUAUAGUUGUCGCAGGACUAUUUCCAGUUCAUGCAAGUGUUUCAUCAUAUUGCGAUGUUUUGGCGACGGAUAAACGAGCAGACAUGAUGAUGGACGCCUUUCUAUUUGCGCUCGAAUCAUCCAAAGAACGAUAUCCCUACCUUCUUCCGGGUGUUCGUCUGGGCAGCCUCAUUUUGGAUACCUGCUCGGAUGCCAACAUGGCGGUGCAACGAAUCAUGAACUUUGAAACCUGUCGAGAAAGCUACAACGAUAGUGGAAUGAUAGCUGGACCAGAAAUGCUAACAAUGUAUGUAUCCGCAUAUACGGGAAAUCCCACAAAUCAAGUAGAGGAAACGUUGCAUAAAUAUCAGAAGACUUCUCUAGCUUUAGGCGAUGGGUUGCCAUCUACAUCAGAUGAUGUCACUUCCAGGUUUUAUUCUAUUCAUUCCAAAGCUGGUGUACGCACGAUUGCAGAAAUUCUAAAUUCAACGCAAUGGACUUAUAUAGACGUUGUUCGAUCUAAUAGUUCAGUGUUUGAUUCUGUGGUCAAUGAUUUUUUGUUGACAUGCAAGCCUUUCAAUAUCUGUGUCCAAAGUGUAUCAUCAAUCCAUAGAUACACAGGUUCUUCUGAACCAACCUUAACAGUAACCGUGAUUUUGGCAAAUAUAAUGGAGAUUAGAACGUUUUUUAAAUCACUUAUAUCCACACCUAAGGAACAUUCGUUUAUUAUAGGCGAAAUCCUACCAUCUUGGAAUGACAUAUCAAACUUUGUGCUUCCAAACAAUGUGCGGAUCAUUGCUAUUGAGCGUGUUGGAAAACUUAACACAGACUUGAUAAAAGAUAUCUCUGAUGGUUCUUCCAUUUCCAAACGCAAUCCAUGGAAGAAAGAAUAUGAAGAAGCUUUGUCUUCAUGUACUAGUAUUUCACCUCAGUGUGAAGCUCAAGCUGAUCUUCUGCAAGCUUCAAAAAUUGUGUUUGGCGUUGACGUCAUGCUCCAUGCUCUUCACAACAGAUUCGAGAAACUUUGUCCAAACUAUUAUGGAAUCUGUCAGACGUUUGCCAGUGAAGGGGUUCAACUUCAGAGUGAGCAUUUCUACAAUAUAUCAUUUAGGUAUCUUAAUGAUAUUCAGGUAGAUUUUUCUUUUAAAAAUCUCGAGUCUUGGGCAUUCACCGUGAAGAAUUUCAAAGGAACGUCACUUAUUGAUAUCGGAAACUACUCGGAUGGAGUUUUGCAUAUGGAUCCACUGGGUAUAUUUGACACAAAUGGCCGAAUUCUUCAAGGCCAGCAAUCUCGGUGUUUCAGUAACUGCCGUUGUGUCGCAUUGGAGGACAAAGAAAAUGCGACAGAAGAGGUGUCGCACGUGGAUCCAUACGCCAAAAUGGAGUUAGAAUUCUUCAAAUCUACAGCAGAGCUCAGUAAAGAGUUAUGGACCAUUAUAGUGCUUAUUAUCGGAAUAGGCGGAGCAUUCGCAGCGCUGUGUUUCGUUAUUUACGUUUUUCAUAAAGUGUGCGCCGGACUUUUAUCCAAACGCUACGUUGGUCUGGGCAUACUUUUGCUUUUUUCCAUAAUAUUUUUGUUUUUAUCUGUACUUCCGUUUGUAUUCACGCCCAGUGAAAUCGUCUGCUCUACAAGAUUUUUCAUUCCUGGUUUUGCUUACACCCUGUCUUUUGCAACAGUAAUGGCGAAAAUAAUGUCGCUUAGAUCCUACAAGCUGAUUGGUUUGGGCGGUGAGUUGUCCAACGUGAACCAGUUUCUAACGGUGCUAUUCAUUACGGGUGUUCAAAUUGCGGUUGGAGUACACUUCUGGUACAUAGAGGAAAAUAAGUUAGGCUUUCUACGCACAAGGCUAGAUGAAGAAAAUCAACCAGAGUACGCAUGCGUAUUUGACAGGACUGAAUUUGUCAAGUAUUUAGUGUUUGUUAUGUUUUUGAUAGUGCUCUGUGCAAUAUAUUCCAUUUUCGUUCGCAAAGAGACAAAGAACAUGGGAGAAGCUAAAUUCAUCAUGGUUUACUCAUGGUUGUGCAUUCCCAUAUGGGUGGCGUGGGUUGUCACCUUGAUUGUUUUGCCGCGCAAUUGGGCGGAAGUGAUUGUAUGCAUUGGAAUUUUGACAUGCGCAACACUCAUGACUUUAAUUGUAUUUUUGCCAAAACUUCAUCGAAUCUCACGUUUGAAGUAUGACGUUGAACACUCAGGAACUCAGAAUGGAGGUUAUAAAUUGGAUAGCGACUUUAUGUUUGAAAGACCAUAUACGCUGCCAACAUCUUCAAACUCAUUCAAAUACUCAGAGAAAGCGAAUCCAAAGUUUAUAUCCUCUUUUGACACAAGUCUUAGUUACUGAAUUGUAUUUGUUGUCAAUUAAUUAGAUCUCUAAAUGUUUAGCUAUCGUAAUAGUGAUUUAUAUUUAUUACAUGUGCUUAAUUUGAAUUUGAAAAUAAGUGUUUCGAAUCUUUAGAAUGAUGUGCUUUAGAAGUCUUAUUCUAAGAGAGUAUACAAUGCAUGGAAUGUACAUUAAACCUUAAAAAACAUUUACAUCAUCAGUUACAUGUCCUGUGUAAAAUAUAUUUUGAUAUUAAAAGAUUUAUGAUCAUAAAA